AUGAAUCAAGUGUUAUUGGCCCUGUAUACUGGGGAUGAGAUCCAUACAGCCUUAUUUCAGAUGCAUCCUUCGAAGGCUCCAAGACCGGAUGGUAUGUCUCCCUUCUUUUUUCAAAAAUAUUGGGACUUAUUGGGAGAUGUUGUUAGUAAUGUGUUGCUUCCUAUAGCUAUAUGCAAUGUGGUCUACAAGAUUGCUUCUAAAGUCCUGGCUAACCGACUUAAGAAUUUCUUAAUUGAUAUUGUAUCUCUGGAACAUAGUGCUUUUGUUCCUGAUAGACUUAUUGAGGAUAAUACGCUAGUUGCUACUGAGCUAACACUUUAUAUGCAUGUUUUACGCAAUGGGCAGGAGGGCUUCAUGGCUCUAAAGCUGCACAUUAGUAAGGCUUAUGACAGGCUGGAACGAGAGUUUGUGAAGAAGAUUAUGCUGAGACUUGGUUUUGAUGUGCAUUGGGUGGAUCUUAUUAUGCAUUGUCCUUUUUCGGUCAGGUACUCGUUUUUGAUUUAUGGUAAACCGAAAGGCUUUGUGAUCCCCAUCGAGAACUCAAGCAGGGUGUUCCCAUAUCUCCAUAUCUAUUUCUGUUGUGUGCUGAGGGCCUAUCAACUCUUAUAUUAG
Molecule: messenger RNA, 612 nt
Organism: Argentina anserina (silverweed cinquefoil)
Lineage: Eukaryota; Viridiplantae; Streptophyta; Magnoliopsida; Rosales; Rosaceae
Exons: 2
Coding region: 1-612 (203 amino acids)
Source: RefSeq, a predicted model, not a curated record